This is a messenger RNA of Prunus armeniaca (apricot), 273 nucleotides long. The record is from the annotation of a GenBank genome assembly. Lineage: Eukaryota; Viridiplantae; Streptophyta; Magnoliopsida; Rosales; Rosaceae.
AUGUUCAAGAACCUGAACACUGCCACCCUGGAGAAUCCACUGAACCUGUCUGCUCUCGGCACAUUUUGGAUGAUCCAGAUCUGGAUGCAGGUUUACUUCCCAGAAUUGAGGUUCCCAGAUAUAGUUCUGCCUAAGGAUCAAGUCCUGGCUCUCCCUCUGAUGUCGGCAGAAGUGCCCAAAUUUUCAAUCAAGGAGUACUUGAUGUUCUUUAGGCACAGCACCAAGAGGUCUGCUGCUCAAUGGCAUGUGGUGCUCAAAAGAACUUAUCCCUAG